AAUUGAAACACAGCCCUUGAAGUCAGCUGACAGUAGGAGCGCAUGACAAACAAAACCACUCAUAUGACUGUUCUGCUGCAACUGCUUUUUAGCGCCAGAAUAUCUACUUCAGCAGGUUACAAUUAGAGAAUAAGGCAAGCGAUAAGCUUCUGUAUCGCCAGACUUAAAACUUUAGCUAUUAAUCUGUGUGGGCUGCAGAAACCUCGCUUCCGGAAAAAGGGGGAUUUCUGUGAAUUUCUCCGUCGGAUUCGGUAUGCAGCACACAGUGGUUAGUUUAUUGCUGGCAUUCUCCACAGUCACCCAGGCUCUGGACAAUGGGUUGAUGAGGACCCCACCCAUGGGCUGGCUGGCAUGGGAACGAUUCCGCUGUGACAUUGACUGUGAAAAUGAUCCUCAAAACUGCAUUAGUGAGGUGCUGUUCAGGGACAUGGCAGACCGACUGGCUGAGGAUGGCUGGAGGGAGCUCGGUUAUGUCUAUAUUAACAUCGAUGACUGCUGGGCAUCAAAGAACAGAGAUGCACAAGGACGACUUCAAGCAGAUCCAAUGAGGUUCCCAGGUGGCAUUGCCAAACUGGCACGCUAUGCACAUGACCGUGGGCUGAAGCUAGGCAUUUAUGGUGAUUUGGGAAGCUACACCUGUGCAGGAUUCCCCGGCACAACCCUGGAUAAAAUUGAGAUUGAUGCUCAGACCUUUGCUGAAUGGGAAGUUGACAUGCUUAAACUUGAUGGCUGCUACUCCAAUGCCACUGACCAGGAGCAGGGCUACCCACUUAUGUCAAAAGCCCUUAAUGCCACCGGCCGGCCGAUAGGCUAUUCCUGCAGUUGGCCUGCCUACCAGGGUGGUCUUCCUCCUAAAAUAAAUUACACUCUGCUUGGUGAGAUCUGUAACCUGUGGCGUAAUUACGGUGAUAUUGAGGACUCGUGGGACAGCAUCCUGAACAUUGUGAACUGGUUUACAGAACACCAGGAUAUCCUGCAGCCUGCUGCUGGACCAGGACACUGGAAUGACCCUGACAUGCUGGUCAUAGGAAAUUUUGGCCUCAGCAUGGAGCAGUCUCGUUCUCAGAUGGCAUUGUGGGCAAUAAUGGCAGCUCCUCUUUUCAUGUCGAAUGACCUGCGGACUUUAAACAGCGGUGCACGUGCUAUACUGCAGAACAAAGCUGCCAUUGCCAUCAACCAGGACCCGUUAGGCAUCCAAGGAAGACGCCUGAUAAAGGAGAGCAGUGGUAUAGAAGUGUUCUGGCGUCCUCUGUCUAAUAAAGCAAGUGCUUUGGUGUUCUUCAGCAGAAGAACAGAUAUGCCAUACCGCUAUCAGACAUCUCUAAAGGCGCUCAACUACACAACUGGAAGCUUUAAGAUAUAUGAUGUGUUCAUGGAGAAGACCAUGCCUACACUGAAGGACAACGCAGAGUUUGUUGUCUCCAUCAAUCCCUCAGGAGUGGUCAUGUGGUAUGUUGCUCCAUCAGCUAACUGGCAGGAACAGACCAAAUUCUAUCAAGCAAAUGGCAAAACAGAUUCUUUCAUUCUGUAAAUAGUCUUCUUUAUUAUUCAAACAAGGAAUCACCAGCAUGAACAUUUUAUUAUUUUUCGCAGUGUAAAAGACAAAAUGAUUAUUUGAAUAUAAAAUAAUUCUUGUCUGCAUUUCUGUGAUAAAUUAAGUGGGAUCACUGGAAAAACACCAGACUUGUGUAACAGACAUUGACAGGGCUGUGUUUUGUUAUGGAAAGGAUGCAGUAAACAGAAACUGGCCUUUAUUCAGUAGCCCUUGCUGACCAGGAUAAAGAAAAUGGAUAAACUAACUUCUUUAUCCUGGUCAGGGUCUCAGUGGAUCUCAGGAACACUGCACAAGGCAAGGAUACACUCUGGAUGCCUGUUCUAGUAAAGUCCAUCCCAGUUAGUUUAUUAUGCCAGAUGAUGUUGUUGUUGUUUUUUUUUAAUGUCAGCCAUAUAUGAAUCAGCUUAGAUGGAUGAUACAAAAUUAUUUGUUUCAUAAUCAAUAACCAUCAACCAAAUACACAUUUUUUUUUAUUAAACUCUAAAGAGUACUCUGCAUGCUCAGGAUAUAGUUGUUUGUAAGGGCAACUUUUGGCAUUAUGCUGAAUAGAGUUCUCAGUAAAUCACAACGCUGCUGCUCCUCUGGAUGUUGGCGCAUUUAAUUAUCUUUCACUUAAUGCUCAGGGACAAUCAACACUUCUGAAGUGAUAAUCUAUACUGAAGUGGAUUUGAAUAUUGUGAUUUGACUUGUUUGUUUUUUAUGGAAUUAAAUUUAAAGCUAUGCUUGUUUGGACAUGUGGUAGAAUACCUUACUGAAUCGUUUCCUCAGUGACCAAGUCACUGAUGUAUUUUGAUUAACUGUUCUAAUAUCCUAGUACUAGUUAUGUAAAUCAGUUUCUUUACAAAUGAUCAUUUUAUGUUUACAAUUAAAAGUAUAAUCUUCUCACA
Molecule: messenger RNA, 2442 nt
Organism: Neoarius graeffei (lesser salmon catfish)
Lineage: Eukaryota; Metazoa; Chordata; Actinopteri; Siluriformes; Ariidae
Gene: naga
Product: N-acetylgalactosaminidase, alpha
Exons: 9
Coding region: 254-1531 (425 amino acids)
Biological process (GO): glycoside catabolic process; oligosaccharide metabolic process; glycosylceramide catabolic process
Cellular component (GO): cytoplasm
Molecular function (GO): alpha-galactosidase activity
Source: RefSeq, a predicted model, not a curated record